AUGAAGAGUACCAAAAAGUCACAUAUCAAGAGUCAUGCUCGCCUGCUAACCUCUGUCAUAAUCCGACAAAAGUCGAUGAUCAUUUUGACACAUCGCCUUCGCCGACGCUGGAAAGCACCUAGCGUCUCUGGCUCUGGAUUGAGGUGGAUAAUUCUGAAUAUUUACGGGAAUAUGCAGUUGACCAUACUUUCAUCUGACUCGAGUGAGCGCGGAGACUCCAACAACAUUACAAGCCACCCGGAAUCAAUCUUGCCUAAUACGAUGAAACUCAUCGAGAACAUUAGGGAAUUCCAUUCGAUCAGGGAUAACUUCGACGAGCCAAAUCACGGAUCCUUCUUGAUCGAGGGUUUACACCUUGCCAUGUACUUCGAAUUGCCUGCCAAGAGGGGAGAAUUGUUGUUGACUGAAGACAACUUCGAGGAAGAGGAAUGCCUCAAUUUCACUAACCCUUCCCAAACCCCCGCAGCCGGCUAUCAGAAGGUUCCACGGUUCAAGACUGAAAGCGUCAUUUUAAUCCACAAUUUGAUGCAAUAUGUGCUAGUUUCCUCGAUUCAUGACGCACUUGAAUCUCGAAUUACACAAAUAUGUAUGCAACAGAUCAUCCUCGCAAAGGAGGCCGAUCCCAUUCAUGAACUCUCGGAUGUGGGAAGUUUCAAUAAUGCUAGAAGGUUAAUUGGAGACAGAAAGGGUCUAAUGUGGCAGUAUUUUGUUUAUACUGCCACACUUGCAGACGUAUAUCAGCCUGCACAAGUUGACUGA
Molecule: messenger RNA, 759 nt
Organism: Colletotrichum lupini
Lineage: Eukaryota; Fungi; Ascomycota; Sordariomycetes; Glomerellales; Glomerellaceae
Exons: 7
Coding region: 1-759 (252 amino acids)
Source: RefSeq, a predicted model, not a curated record